Thlaspi arvense is the source of this 4522-nucleotide messenger RNA. NCBI's taxonomy places the organism in Eukaryota, Viridiplantae, Streptophyta, Magnoliopsida, Brassicales, Brassicaceae. The record is from the annotation of a GenBank genome assembly.
CAAAUCUUGAAGGUGGGACUCUUGUGCGUCACCAGAGGGAGAAAGAAUUUGUUUCGGUGUUUGUGUUUAGAAACGAUUUUUGAUUUUGACAGAGUGAGGUAGAGAGAGAAAGGAGUUUGAGAGAGAGAGAGAGAUGGAUUUGAUAGCGGGAGAGAGCUCGAAGGUGUUGAGGAAACAAGGAUUUAGAUCGCUGAAACUGAUGAGUGUGGAUAUGGAACAGGAACUCGGGAACGAGCCUGAGCCUUUCGGUGCCGACUAUGGAAGACUCGACAAUGGUCUCGUCUACUACGUUCGACGAAACUCCAAACCCAGAAUGAGAGCCGCUCUAGCUCUCGCCGUUAAAGUCGGUUCAGUUUUGGAAGAGGAGGAUCAGCGUGGAGUCGCUCAUAUUGUAGAGCAUCUUGCAUUUAGUGCUACAACGAGAUAUACAAACCAUGAUAUUGUCAAGUUCUUAGAGAGCAUCGGAGCAGAGUUUGGGCCCUGUCAAAACGCAAUGACUACAGCGGAUGAGACCAUAUAUGAGCUGUUUGUACCCGUUGAUAAGCCUGAGUUGCUAUCUCAGGCUAUUUCCAUUUUAGCAGAGUUCAGCUCCGAGAUUCGAGUCUCAAAGGAAGAUUUGGAGAAAGAAAGAGGGGCUGUUAUGGAAGAGUACCGAGGGAACCGAAAUGCUACUGGGAGGAUGCAAGAUUCGCAUUGGCAGCUGAUGAUGGAAGGUUCAAAGUAUGCUGAACGGUUACCUAUUGGUUUGGAGAAAGUGAUUCGGUCUGUUCCUGCUGCAACUGUGAAGCAAUUUUACCAGAAGUGGUAUCAUUUGUGCAAUAUGGCAGUUGUGGCUGUUGGAGAUUUUCCAGAUACAAAGACUGUAGUUGAUUUGAUAAAGACGCACUUCGAGGAUAAAAGAUCGAGUAGCAAUCCUCCAGAGAUACCAGUCUUUCCUGUUCCUUCACAUGAAGAGACACGAUUUUCUUGCUUUGUUGAGUCGGAGGCAGCUGGGUCUGCAGUAAUGAUUAGCUAUAAGAUGCCCGUAUGUGAUCUGAAGACGGUGAAAGAUUAUAGGGAUAUGCUUGCAGAAUCUAUGUUUCUACAUGCAAUUAACCAGAGACUCUUCAAAUUAUCCCGUAGAAAGGACCCUCCGUUUUUUGCGUGCUCCGUUGCUGCCGAUGUCCUCGUGAGCCCAUUGAAGGCUUAUAUAAUGAGUUCGUCUUGUAAAGAGAAAGGAACUAUGUCAUCCCUAGAGUCUAUGCUUCUCGAGGUUGCUAGGGUACGCCUUCAUGGGUUCUCAGAGCGUGAAAUAUCUGUUGUUCGAGCUCUCAUGAUGUCGGAGAUUGAAUCUGCUUUUCUGGAACGUGAUCAAGUCCAAUCAACUAGCUUGCGGGAUGAAUAUAUACAGCAUUUCCUUCACAAGGAACCUGUUAUUGGGAUUGAAUACGAGGCGCAACUUCAGAAAACUCUUCUACCCCAAAUAUCAGCUUCGGAUGUAUCCAAAUACUCUGAGAAGUUAAGAACAUCAUGCGGUUGUGUGAUCAAGACAAUGGAGCCUAGAUCUGCUGCAACAAUUGAUGAUAUGAAAAAUGUUGUCUCAAAGGUUAAUAGUCUUGAGGAAGAAAGGAAGAUUGCUCCGUGGGAUGAGGAAAAGAUUCCAGAAGAAGUUGUCAGUGUAAAACCAACUCCAGGGGAUGUUAUUCACCAGCUUGAAUAUCCAGAAGUUGGGGUUACAGAAUUGACAUUAUCAAACGGAAUGCAAGUUUGCUACAAAUCCACAGACUUCUUGGACGAUCAGGUUCUUUUUACAGGGUUCUCAUAUGGAGGACUUUCUGAACUCCCUGAGAGUGAUUACAUUUCAUGUUCGAUGGGAUCAACGAUUGCUGGUGAAAUCGGUAUGUUUGGUUAUAAGCCAUCAAUGCUUAUGGAUAUGCUUGCUGGUAAGAGAGUUGAAGUUAGCGCAAGACUCGGGCCAUACAUGAGAACAUUUUCUUGUGAUUGUUCACCGACAGACCUUGAAACUGCUUUGCAGCUAGUCUAUCAACUUUUUACUACAAACGUGAUGCCACAAGAAGAAGAGGUGGGAAUAGUGAUGCAAAUGGCAGAAGAAGCCGUCCGUGCUCGAGAAAGAGACCCUUACACUGUCUUCGCCAACAGAGUGAAGGAGCUCAAUUAUGGAAACUCUUAUUUCUUUAGGCCUAUUCGGAUAAGUGAACUCAGAAAAGUUGACCCGCUGAAGGCUUGCGAAUACUUCAACAGUUGCUUUAGGGAUCCAUCAACUUUCACAGUUGUGAUUGUAGGGAACCUCGAUCCUUCUAUCGCGCUUCCUCUAAUUCUUCAGUAUUUGGGUGGAAUACCUAAGCCUCCUCAACCGAUUCUCAAUUUCAACCGUGAUGAUCUCAAGGGCUUACCAUUCACUUUCCCUACGAAGAUAACAAGAGAAUUCGUACGAAGUCCAAUGGUCGAGGCUCAAUGUUCAGUCCAGUUAUGCUUUCCUGUGCAGUUAACAAAUGGAACAAUGAUCGAAGAAAUCCACUGUAUCGGCUUUUUAGGCAAACUCCUAGAGACCAAGAUAAUCCAGUUUCUCAGAUUUACGCAUGGACAGAUAUAUUCCGCUGAGGUCUCAGUGUUUCUUGGCGGGAAUAAACCUUCUAGAACUGCGGAUUUGCGUGGUGACAUCAGUGUAAAUUUUUCCUGUGAUCCAGAAAUCUCCUCUAAACUGGUUGAUCUAGCUUUGGAAGAAAUUGUACGGCUUCAAGAGGAAGGCCCUUCCCAGGAAGACAUUUCAGCCAUCCUUGAAAUUGAACAAAGAGCUCACGAAAAUGGCCUGCAGGAAAACUAUUACUGGUUAGACAGGAUUCUACGUGGAUACCAGUCAAGGGUCUACGCUGGCGAUUUGGGCGCUUCUUGCCAGAUUCUCGAAGAAGGGCGUUUGCGAAUGAGAGAGUCACUUGCACCACAAACAGCACAAGCGGCAUUACAGCGAAUCCUUCCUCACCCUUGCAAGAAACAGUACACUGCCGUGAUUCUCAUGCCUCAGAGAUCACGCUUUGGAUUCCUUUCCUCUAUCUUUGUUUCUCGGCCCGGCUACAUCCGUGACACCAAGAUUUUGGCGGGCAUUGCGGGUCUAGCUGUUCUUGCUUUUAGCAUCUGGAGAUACUCUCGCAAGUAGAAGUAUGAUCUCUCUUUCUUUUUGUUUUUUUUUUUUCACAUCAAGAGUUCAGAGAUUUCAAAUGCAUUAGUAAACCUCAGCGUUUAUUAUGUAAGUUGUUAUAUAUUUUUACAUGAUAUUUUAGAAACACAAACUUAUUUGUUGCUACAUUUUAUUAUGUGCCAUGACAUUUGGUCUCAUACAUUGAGGCAGGAAUAAGCUAAAGCCUUCUCUUCAGCUAGCUCUCUCGCAGAGUCAUCCAUUUUCUCCCUUGAAAACCCGUCUAUACUGAGUCCUUGUACAAUCUUCCAACUUCCUUUCUCACAGAUAACCGGAAACGAGUAAACCAAACCGGGUGGUAUACCGUAAGAGCCAUCAGAGCAAACACCCAUAGAAACCCAGUUUCCUUUAGGUGUUCCAAUAAACCAAUCAUGGAUAUGGUCACAAGCCGCACUAGCAGCGGAUAAAGCACUCGACAGUCUCCUUGCUCUUAUAAUCGCUGCACCACGUUCCUGAACUUCCUCAAUAAACUCGUUCUUCAGCCAUUCCUGAUCAGCGACGAGUUCUUUCACCGGUUUAUCUCCGGUUUUGGUAGAGACCGUUGCGUGAUUGGUGUCUGGAUACUGAGUCGAAGAAUGGUUUCCCCAUACGAUCACGUUCUUCACGCUGCUCACGGGAACGCUUAGCUUCUCCGCGAGCCGAGCUUGAGCUCGGUUAUGAUCGAGACGUGUCAAGCAAGUGAUGUUUUCUUCCGGGAUCGACGGUGCAAACUCUUUUAAGAUCAGAGCAUUAGUGUUCGCAGGGUUUGCGACCACAAGAACCUUGCAGUCAUCUGAUGCGUAUCUCUCUAAAGCCGAAGCUUGAGCUUUGUAUAUCACUGCGUUUUUCGACAUCACGUCUUUUCUUUCCAUGCCUUCUUUUCUUGCGAAUCCGCCGAUCAGUAUCGCGAUGUUCACAUCUUUACAAGCUUCGUCAGCAUUUGUUGUGGCGAUAACGCCUUGGAGAAGAGGGAAGGCUGAAUCUUGAAGCUCCAUUUUCACGGCUUCUAGUGACUUUGAUGCUGGUUCUAUGUCAAGUAAAUGCAGAAUCAUGGGUUGAUCUGGACCUAGCAUAAUACCUUUUGCAAUCAUUGGAAGAAUUGCAUAACCUAUGUUUCCUGAUGCACCAGUAACAAGAACCCUUAUAGGUUCUUUCUCAAUGUUUAACAAAUUGCACAUGUAUAUUAUCAUUUUCCAUGAUAAAGCAACACAAAACAAUAGAACCAAAGUUUUUUGAAUCACAAAAGUAUAAUCAACCACUUCCUCUCCUACGAACUCCAUCUUCUACGAGUAAAAUAUAAUCAAGCAACGAAUGGUUGUUCAUGUGUUUCCAAAGUUUUAUUUAUAAAGC